Hibiscus syriacus is the source of this 1266-nucleotide messenger RNA. RefSeq lists its product as uncharacterized. The transcript is spliced from 4 exons. NCBI's taxonomy places the organism in Eukaryota, Viridiplantae, Streptophyta, Magnoliopsida, Malvales, Malvaceae. The record is from RefSeq and is a predicted model, not a curated record. Bases 1 to 1266 code for a protein of 421 amino acids.
AUGAGGGGAUUUAAUAACCCCCUGAAGCAAAAGCAAGUUUUUGCAAGACUAGGCAAGCUUAAUGUAGACAUUAUCUGCCUUAUGGAAACUCGAGUGAGGACUAUUAAUGUGUGCAAGCUGGUUGAAUGUUAUUCUUUGGACUGGGAUUGUUUUACAAAUCAUGAAUGUUCUGACAAUGGUAGGCUGUGGAUUUUCUGGAGGAAAGAUCUUACCUUCUCAGUCUUGAAAGUCUUUGACCAGUCUUUGUCUUUUGUUGGUGAGAUUGGUGGCCAUAGAUGUGUCAUAACUGUAGUCUAUGGCAGCAACAGUGGUUCUGAUAGACUGCACCUCUGGAGGCAGUUGGAAGAUGUGAAAAGCUUGGUGGGGGGUCCCCUCUACACAUGGUCUAAUAAACAAGAAGAGAGUUUUUUGGCACGCAAGUUGGAUCGAGUCCUUAUUAACUCUCGGUGGCUUGAAGAUUUCCUAAAUUCUUUUGUUGAGUUUAUAAUACAGGGGGUCUCUGAUCAUUGCCCUACUAGUGUUGUUAAAGAGUCUUGGAAUCUAGAAGUGUCUGGCUCCCCUAUGUUCUACCUUUUUGCUAAGCUGAAAAGGCUCAAGUUGAGACUUAGGGAGUUCAACAAAAGCCAUUUUGAUGAUAUUUCAAGCAGGGUAAAGGCCAAAAGAGCCCAGAUUGAGCAGAUGCAGCUUGCAAAUCUUUCACAAGCUGGUUGUCAUUUAGAAGAGGGGAAGAUUAUUUUUAAUGAACUUCAAGAGGUUGAGCUGGUUGAAGCUUCUUUCUAUAAGCAAAAAGCCAAAGUCCAUUGGUUGAAAGAGGGAGACAGAAAUACAAAAUUUUUUUACUCUACUGUAAUGAGGAAAAGAAAGAGAAACAUUGUUAGAUUACUCUAUAUUGAGGAUGGUUCUCGGUUGGACUCAUUUGAUGAUAUGUCUGCUGAGAUGUUGAGAUUUUACACUGACUUUCUUGGUUUUGAAGAUGCUGGGGUUAAAAGUUGUGGUGUUGAUCUUCUCAAAGGUUUGUUGGGGUAUGAGCUUCCUUGUGAUGAUGCUGUUUUAUUAGUCAAUGAGGUCUCUAAUGAAGAAAUUAAAGCUUCUAUGUUCAGGCAACGUAAUGAAAUGAGCCCUGGGUCAGAUGGAUAUACAUCAUAUUUUUUUAAGAUGGCUUGGGAUAUUGUGUAUGAAGAUUUCCUGGCUGCUAUUAGAGAUUUUUUUUCAGUCUGGAACUCUGCUUCCUGCUUUCAAUUCUACAAUAAUUGCCUUGGUGCCUAA